Messenger RNA from Aspergillus novofumigatus IBT 16806, 378 nucleotides. RefSeq lists its product as uncharacterized. Bases 1 to 378 code for a protein of 125 amino acids. The transcript has a single exon. NCBI's taxonomy places the organism in Eukaryota, Fungi, Ascomycota, Eurotiomycetes, Eurotiales, Aspergillaceae. The record is from RefSeq and is a predicted model, not a curated record.
AUGUUCGAUAUGGCCGUCCACAUGCCAGGGUCUAGGGAGGAGCUAGAGCUCAUGAAUUUUAUCACUUUAUACAAUGAACUACGUGAGACUACGCUUAUAGACGGACCAGAGUUCGCAGGGGUGGGUCUCGAAUACAGUCAUGGAAAGACACUGUUUGGACACUUAAUGUCAGGCUAUGACGCUGGCUACUACUGUUACUUGACCCGUCAACAGGAGGAGGAAGGCUUAUCAAAGCUCCUGGGCUGCGAUCCCAUCUCGAGUGCUUCUCACGGUGAAACUGAUCUGCCUAGUCCAUCGACCAACCCUGAGAGAAGAAGCCGGUUGGUACAUGGAGCAAGGCACCGGCUUCAAUUGCUCUACAGACGAGCCAAAGAGUAG